CACGGUCCCGUGCUAGCCGCAUCCAUUGACGCCCCGCGACGCGUACUAUUUCGUCGACCCACCUUGCAACAGGGCGCCCGACGCAUCUUUUGCCCAUCCUCGGUCACCAAUCAGUCGGUAUCUUGCUCCACCUAUCAUCACCUUGCCUAGCUAGGUGUCCCGCCCAUCCCCAUUUGAGUUCCAUGAUCCGAGUUACGGCAUCCUGAACUUUCGUCCAUCGUCGGAUCUCAACGUUCGGAACUCGGUCUACAAGGCUGAUGCCGAGCAUAGCGCGCUCCAUGGUCCUCUGUGCAACUCUCAACCUGUGUACAGUCUCCUGCGUGAGCGUCUCGUCACCAUACGUCACGGUGGGCAGAACACAUUGAUUAAACAAGCGUGUCUUCAGACACUGUGGAACCUUACCUGUUUUAAAGACGACACCUAACUUGCUAAACACAGCCCACCUCAGCUGGAUUCUUUUUGAGAUCUCUUUAGGCUGAUGCUCUUUGCCAAACGACAGAACAUGUCCGAGAGUGACGUACUGAUCGACUCUCUCCAGCCUCUCAGUUCCUGCCGUGACGGUGGUAUUUGACGGACUGGAGAGAUUCGCCAUAAUCUUCGUCUAGGACAUUAUUCAUCCUUAGGCCAACUCUCAAAGAAGCAUCAUAUGGUUGUUCCAGCAUCCUUUGGAGAUCGUCGCUUGCAAAUAGCACGAGAUCGUCCGCGAAUCUUAGGUGAGACAAAUGGUGUUACGCCAUUGAUGUUAAUGCCGCUGUUAUCCCAUUCAAGUGUUUUUACGACAUCCUCAAGUCCUCGCCGGAUUGGAACGGAAUUGAUUAAAUCGUGAACUCGUACCUGCAGAGUGGCUGAACGGUAGAGCUCCCGGGGCACAUCCACGUAGCGGGAAUCGAUGUGGCAGUGAUGAAGAGCGUGGAACACGGCCCAAUGUUUGAUACUGUCAAAGACCUUCUCAUAAUUGACGAAGGCCAUGACAAGAGGCAGCUUAAAUUCGAGACAUUUCCCCAUCAGCUGAUUAACCGUGUGGAUAUGGUCGAUGGUUGAGAAGCCGCUCCGAAAGCCAGCCUGCUCAAUAGGCUGCGCUUCGUCAAGUUCACUGAUCAAAAGCGUUUCAAAGCAAUUGGGAAUACAUGAGGUGCUCAAUACCAAAGCGGGAAGACUUUCUGGGGGCGAAAGGAAAAGACUGACAAUUGCCACUGAGCUGCUAACUGACCCUACUCUUAUGCUUUUAGACGAACCUACUAGUGGCCUGGACUCCGUGUCAUCGAUGUCAGUAGCGCGAGCUCUACGCAGCGUGGCACGGAGUGGACGCACUAUAGCCUGCGUGGUCCACCAACCUUCUUCUAAGCUGUUUGCGAUUGCCGAUGACGUCAUACUCCUGGCCAAUGGAAGGACUUUAUACGCUGGACCGGUAGCGGAUGUUCCUGGUGCUUUGGCACGAGCAGAUUUUGUCUGCCCGCAGUAUUACAAUAUGGCUGACUAUUUGCUAGAAGUAGCGUCAUUUGAGCAUCAAGGAAACAUAGAAUUGCUCGAGAAUGAAGCUAAUAAUUAUGCCUAUGAAAUGAAGAGGAUUGUCAGAAGUGAUAUUAGAGAUAAGAAUGCAAAAGAGAUACUAAUAGAAGCUGAAGCUCUACUAGGUGUUCAGACAACAUACUCAAAUGGCUACGCGGCCUCUGUUUGCCAGCAACUAAGGGCAUUGCUACGGCGUGGCUUCAUUGGAGUACUCCGCGAUGUGCAUUUAACUCAAAUUCGUCUAGUCGCACAUUUGGUAGUCGCAUUGCUUCUCGGGGCUCUCUACAACGGCGCAGGCGCCGAAGCGAAUCGCAUAAUCACCAACACCGGCUGUUUAUUCUUCUUUCUACUGUUCCUAUUCUUCUCCAAUGCUAUGCCAACUAUACAUACGUUUCCUGUGGAAGCAACAGUAGUACUUCAGGAGCACUUGAACAAAUGGUAUUCAUUAGCCACGUACUGCGCUUCAAAGAUCAUAGUCGAUUUGCCUGUACAAUUACUAUGUGCAACAGUAUUUGUGUUCCCCGCCUGGUAUCUCACUUCGCAACCGUUAGAUCCCUACCGAAUGGGUUUAGCUUGGGUGAUAUGUGUCUUGGUGACUAUCCUUGCUCAAACAUUUGGUUUGGUGGUUGGCGCUGCAUGUGAUAUGAAGUUGGGCCUCUUCGUCAUACCAGCUGCCAACAUCCCAAUGCUUAUGUUCUCGGAAUUCUUCAUCCCGUAUCAAGAGAUACCAUUUUAUUUACAACCAUUUGGCGUCAUUUCUUACUUUAGGUAUUCUUUCGACGCAUUCCUCAAAACAGCUUACGGUUUCGGUAGAGAAGAUCUCCCUUGUCAAGCGGUAUUUUGCAUGUUCAAAAAGCCAGAAAAAUAUUUAGAACAUCUAGGAUUAACAAGGGACUUUAUGACUGACAUUUGGGCUCUACUUAUUUGGAUUUGGAUACUGCAAACAUCAUUAAUCGGUGUGUUAGUUUUCAGAGUAUACAAAGCUUGUAGAUAAACGUUGCAGAGAAAUUUACCUACCUACUUAAAUAUUUGACUGUCGACAAUCUCUGUACUCAUCUUUUUUUUUUAAUGCAGGGACAGUACAAAGUACUCAGUAAACAAGUUAAAUGUUAUGAUACUCAAAAGCGCAUCAAGCUUGACAAUUAAGAUUUAAAUUCAACUUUAAGCCGAUUAGACUCAAUUCACAAUGCAGCAAAACGGAGUGAAGUUAAUUUUGUAACGAAAUUGUACGUAGUAUAAUCAGCUUAAAAACGUCAACUGUGCAACGCACAUACUACUUAGAUAUAAUACGAUAGCUGCAAAAUGCUUUUUGGCUCGUACCUAUCCAUUUUGUACGUUACACACUUGAUACAAAUUUCAUUGGUAUGAAUGGUUAUUUUUUUAUAAUACCAAGUGACGGGCAAAAAAAAUCGUGCGCCUGGUGUUCAGCGACACGCCUGUCCAAAGCCGUUGCAGUGCCUCUUCGAGUUUUAAAUCGCAGAGAUCUGAAGAACUCUGCCACUGCGCCAGUAACCCUGGGACAUAAGUUGACAAGUCCUACGUGCCAGUAAUUUCAACCUUACCAUUCAAAACCUUGGCGGCAGAAGUAAGUAAGAUGUCAAUACUUCCCCGAACGAACUCUAAUGCUCAGGCUACGCAGAGGCGGCCACGGAAGCGUGCCGGGCGCGGGAAUUUUUGUAAUGUACGAGUGCAUAUGAACCCUACCACACGAAACGCGCGGCGGCCGCGCGUGGGCAAGCAAAAUUACCCGCGCCCGGAACACUUCCGCGGCCGCCUCUAUGCGGCCAGAGGAUUACAUAAGGAACUCUACUGCUACGGCUACUAAAAUUCGCUACAAUUCCGUUAGGCGGCAAUGUAAUUUAAGCCUUACGACACGAGCGGUCCAAAGUCCAAAAACUUGAUGUGCUUUUGAUUGUAAGUACAUACACAAAUGGGGUGAAUAAGGUGAUUGUCACACUGCUCCGCGACACGCAUCGGUGUGCGGGACGACGGAAUCAAGCGCGCGUUGGCGGAGAUUUGCGUCAACACUUGGUUUACUCCGCGCGGGAGCAACUGUAUUGCGGUCCCUCGCCACAUAGGGAUCGCUCCCUCUAAAGACCGAGCAGCCACACACUCAAGUCUACUGUUGAGCGCAAUGUGCCACAUUGAGUCUCGUCGCACUCCUCCAUGCGGGUGAGCAUGAUAGGCGCGCGCGCCGCACUCCCACGCGGUUGCUAGCGUUGUAGUGUGUUGGAUGCGUGUUUUGUAUAUAAACUGAGAUACUUCGGUACAAUGUCAAUUAAAUGCUGUGACACGGAGCAGUGUGAAAGAGGCCUAUUUAGUAUUAAGAAUUGAACAAAUAUUUUUCUACAUUGUUUUAAAGUAUUUUUAUACUACAUAAUUUAAUUAUAAUUACGACUACCUUACAUAUAUAUAUAUGUAUACCUACCUGCAUAUAUGCAAAACCAAUUAAUUUUCCACCGUGAUAAUAUCACAAAUUUAGACUAACAUUAAUAUUCGUGUUAUCAGUAAGUAGAUAUAAACAGUUCUUUGAAAUAAUUAUAGACACAAAGAUCGAACUAACACAAAGAAGAAUUCCAUCGAUCCGAUUGGACUCGGACCAACGUCUGUCGCCUCAUCAUGGCUGCCGCUCCACAACUUGAGCAACGGAUCGAGCCAGCAUAUGUUACGAAUUUCUCUAUGUACUUGUUGCGGAUCUUUGUAUAGGAUUUUUUAACGGCUUUUUUGCCGUAACGCCUUUUUGAAUUCCGCAACAAAGCGACGAGUGGAGCAGGGUGGAACUGAUAAUACAUUUAAAAGUACAUGUGAUACGCUAUCUGUGAUUAACUACAGGAUCUACCAACCUCUAAAAAUCAAUAAAAGACAAAAGAACAAAUUAUCGGUUUACUGUUGUGUACAAAAUGCUUGAUAACUUUUGAUAAGCAUAAUUAACUUUGAUAUAACUUUGACUUUUGAUUAUCUACAAUGAGUUUAAGAAUACUGAGAUUAUGAAAUUAAGAUUAGAUUACGUACAAUGCAACAUACAUGCAGCAACAUCGAAUAUGUUCUCCAUAUUUGCUUGUAAGAUGUUAAUAGGAAAAUGAAGAAACUAUACCAAGUUAAGUUCUUUUUUUUUUAUUUAAUGGUUCGUCGUCACUAGAAACAUUCGUGAAAGACUAGAAAUUGCCAAGUUCGUAUACAAGUUUUUAAUUACAGAUCAACGAGCAGAAAGUGAUAUAUAUACACUGCUCACUUGCAAGCGGAUAACAUAUCGGGAGUCCAAAUCAAGCAUCAAUAUUGACAACGUUAUUUUUUACUUCGCUCUCUGAAUUUCGAAGAUAUGCCUUCGGCACUUGGAAGUACAUAAUACGAAAAACAGCUAUAUGGACUAAAUUCUGUGCUUUUGUUUGCAAGUGCAGGAGAAAUGUCCAGUAAGGGGCACCACACAUAUUAACCGGAGGCAGCUCGAGCCGGUCAAAAAAUCUUUGUGUCCAUGUAACUAGAGUGAAAAACACUUUUUCCAGGAAUACGACAAGAUCGCGUUCCGGCGUCGUUAAUACAUGUGUCGACGUCGAGUAACAUCUGUAUUGACUAAAUUCUGUGAAAUACAGAGGAAAUAUCUAUAAGGGACUCACCACACAUAUUAACGCAGAAUCGGCUUGCGCCGGUCACAAAAAGAUGUUGCGUGUUUCGCUUCCGCUCCGAUCGCCGAAGCGAAACGCACAACUUUUUCGCUCUUAUUAAUUGCAGGGACAUAAAGCUAUUUUCCGUACAGGAUUACGAUAACGGGAGACC
Messenger RNA from Hyposmocoma kahamanoa, 5283 nucleotides. RefSeq names its product ATP-binding cassette sub-family G member 4-like. The coding region runs from base 1034 to 2503 and encodes 489 amino acids. Gene Ontology annotation, molecular function: ATP binding; ATP hydrolysis activity; ABC-type transporter activity. Gene Ontology annotation, cellular component: plasma membrane. Lineage: Eukaryota; Metazoa; Arthropoda; Insecta; Lepidoptera; Cosmopterigidae. The transcript is spliced from 10 exons. The record is from RefSeq and is a predicted model, not a curated record.